AUGCACGUCUACCUCCAGGAUGCUCCGCGCGUGAUCGCACUCGUCUCCGACGACAUCGGCGCUCCCCACCAUGCUAAACCAUCAGAGAAGCUUACUUCGGCGACCGCCAUCCUCAUCUCGACCCAGGCUGGCGCAGCCAUCGACAAUGCCGCGGCAGCAUCCACGGGGUCAACAUCGGCAAACGCUCCAGGGGCAGCGAGGGCAAUAGUCGAGGUCGUCAAGGAUCACGAGAUCCAAGGCAUAACGCUGCAGAGGCUCACAACGAAACCCAUUUAUGGAUGUCUCGGCCUCAUCAAUGUCGGUCAGGACCUCUUUGUGGCCGUCGUCACUGGAGCCCAAGGUGUCGGUAUGAUCAGGCCGGGCGAGAUGGUCAUGCGCAUCACCUCGGUCUCUUUCUAUUGUGUCAACCGCUCCACGUGGGACGAGACGCUCAUCUCCGAGGCUCCAGGCUCGCAGCCAGAGACCCACGACUCAUACGGUCCUGGCCACGAAGGGGCCGUCACACAACCCAGUGUCUACGAGCAUCCUUGCACCAGCCUCAAGAAGCUACUCAGCACCGGCACCUUCUACUUUGCCGAGGGCGGCGCCUUUGAUCUUUCAACACGGCUCGAUCAGCGUCUUGCGAAUGCCUCGAUAGGUCAGAAGUCCGGGCACGACAUCUCACGCUACGACAGUCGCUUCGUCUGGAACAACUACAUGAUCGAGCCCCUCAUCAGCUUUCGCGAACGCCUCGACCGGUCCGACCGCGCUAGGAUCGACGAUGGCUGCUUUCUGCUCGUCGUGAUACAGGGCUUCGUUGGCGACUUCCAGGUGCCACUGUCCCCAGUGCAGGCGGCCGCGUCCAAUGUCGGCUCGAAUGUCAGCUCUCCGGCAGGAAAAAAGACCGGGACGCUGGCCUUGAUCAGUCGUCUCAGCUGGAAGAGGGCUGGCACGCGCUUCAACACACGCGGUGUCGACGAUGACGGCAACGUUGCCAACUUUGUCGAGACCGAGGCCCUUUUCAGCGAUGGCAACGUCACCUUCACCUUCGUUCAGGUUCGCGGCUCGGUGCCUCUCUUCUGGGAGCAACAAGGCCUGCAAGCCUUCAAUGCCAAGAUCCAGAUCACUCGCUCUCGGGGUGCAUCGCAGCCCGCAUUCGACCGCCAUUUCGCCGACCUCAUCUCCCACUACUCGCGCGUCCAUGCUAUCAAUCUGCUCGGUACACGCGACGCAGAGACGGUCCUGACCUCGGCAUAUGCAGAGCACAUGCGAUACAGCUCCGCGGAAAAGAUCGCCGUACUUCCGCCAGACGAGUCCACCUCUCUGCGCGGCGACAUCGUUGGCGACGAUGGCUCCGAACGGAUCGGCUUGACCAACUUUGACUUCCACACCGUUUCGCGCAACACGGGCGGCAUCGACGGCGUCCGCAGCGAGCUCCGUUACCUCGGACCCGUACAGCUGAAACGCAAGGCCUUCGGCUACUCGAUCAUCGACAGUGCGACGGGCGAAAUCCUUCGGCGUCAGAAGGGCAUCUUCCGAACCAACUGUCUCGACUGCUUGGACCGUACCAACGUCAUCGAAGAUAUGCUCUCGCGUUCCAUGCUGGACACCUUCUUUGAUGCUGCUGCUGCCAGUCGUGAUCCUUCCUACCAGGCGUUUUCGGAUCCCAACCAUGCGGUCUGGACGUCACAUCGCGUGCUCUGGGCUGAGAUCGGCGAUGCUCUCUCCAAGAUCUACGCUGGCACAGGUGCACUCAACUCGAGUUUCACCAGGAGCGGCAAGAAGACGCUCGGCGGCCUUCUCAGCGACGCGGCAAAGAGCGCCGGCCGCAUGUACAUCAACAAUUUCCAAGACAAGAGCAAGCAAAACGUCAUCGACGCCCUGCUGGGCAACAUGGCCAACCAGAAGCCCGUCACUGUCUUCGAUCCGGUGCUGGACAGCGUCACAGCCGAACUCAACGCCCGCGUCGACGAAUACUCGUCCAGCCGCAACAUCUCCAUCUUUGUCGGCACCUUCAAUCUCAACGGCAAAGCGCCUGGCGAGCCGCUCAUCCCCUGGCUGUUCCCAGACGGUCAAGAACAGGAGCCAGACAUCUUUGCCAUCGGCUUCCAAGAGAUCGUCGAGCUGACACCGCAGCAGAUCCUCAUGACCGAUCCGGACAAGAUCCGCAUCUGGGAGGCCAAGAUCAUGGAGACGAUCGCGCGCAGACCUGGCGCACGCUCCCGGUACAUCCUCCUUCGCAGCGAGCAACUCGUAGGCACAGCGCUCGUCGUCCUCAUCAAGGAGGAGCUGGUCAACGAUGUACGACUCGUCGAAGCGGCCACGCGCAAGACGGGUCUCAAGGGCGUCAGCGGCAACAAAGGAGGCGUCGCUAUCCGAAUGGACUACUACGACACGUCGAUCUGCUUCGUCACAGCCCAUCUUGCUGCAGGACACUCGGCGCGCGAAGAGCGCAAUGCAGACUACUGGACCAUCACUCGGGGUCUCUCGUUCGCACGAGGAAAGACGAUCAGUAACCACGAUCACGUCAUCUGGCUCGGCGAUUUCAACUACCGCAUCGACCUCACCAACGAUGCUGUCCGCUCGAUGGCUGCUCGCGGCGACAUCACCGGUCUCUACGCGCGCGACCAGCUUCGUCGCAGCAAGGACACCGGCGAAGUCUUUCCCGGCUACGAAGAAGGACCUCUCACCUUCGCGCCCACGUACAAGUACGAUAACAAUUCGGAUCAGUACGACUCUUCGGAGAAGCAACGUAUUCCAGCAUGGACGGAUCGGAUACUGUAUCGCGGAAUGGGGCUGUUGCAGCAGAGCUACAAUCGCGCCGAGCUGAGGACGAGCGAUCACAGGCCCGUGUACGCCAGCUUCAUCGCUCCCGUCCGCAUCGUAGACCACCUGAAGCGGGAUCAGAUCCGCAAGCAGUUGCUGGCGGAAAAGAAGGCCACCAACGGGCUUGUCGGGUUGGCCGAGUCGUCGUCGGAUUCGGACGACGAGAGCCUGCCCGAUCCGUCGGAUGACCAUCAGCAGUGGUGGAAUUCGCCGGCGACCUACGAGGACGAGUCGGACAGCGAUAGCGACGAUCCCUCUUCGAAUCCGUUUCGGACGAGCGACGCAGAGGACCGAACGCAAGGGGCGAUCGAACGAAGCGCCAAACCCGCGCUGCUCAACAGAAUAGACGUAGACAGCGCCUCGGGGCGCCUGAGUCCGAGAUCGUCGGUCACAGCAUCGGCUGCGGUUGAGCGACGCAUUGCGUCAGGCCCAGCCGUGCUGGCCAAUGGCCGCUCUGCCCCGCCGCCGAUCCCGAACAAGCCCUCGGCUGCGGCGGCGAGCAGUGACAGCACCGCUGCCGCCUCGCUAGCCUCCGCGAUCGCGCGACCCGAAUUGCCUAAGCGGCCAGGAAUGGGCUCACGAACCGCGUCCGGUUCGUCCGUUAGGUCGAGGAAGAGUCUGAUCGAUGACAGCGACUGA
Molecule: messenger RNA, 3444 nt
Organism: Kalmanozyma brasiliensis GHG001
Lineage: Eukaryota; Fungi; Basidiomycota; Ustilaginomycetes; Ustilaginales
Product: Endonuclease/exonuclease/phosphatase
Exons: 1
Coding region: 1-3444 (1147 amino acids)
Biological process (GO): phosphatidylinositol dephosphorylation
Cellular component (GO): membrane; cytoplasm
Molecular function (GO): phosphatidylinositol-3,5-bisphosphate 5-phosphatase activity; phosphatidylinositol-4,5-bisphosphate 5-phosphatase activity
Source: RefSeq, a predicted model, not a curated record